AUGGAGCGCAUUCGAAGCUUCAACCAGCCCUCCAGCAACAGAAGUCUGCUUUUCAACUUCCAUGGCCGCCUUCCGGUGAACCACGACUACUAUGAGAAGGUCGGGGUUCGUCGAGCGCUUCUCCAGUUCGCGGAGCUGCCGGAUGUGAGCGUGGGUGGCUUCAUCGAGGAGUACUUUGAAGUUAUGGGCAAAAGCCAUUUCUGCCUUGUACCGGAGGGCACAUCCUCCUGGACGAACCACCUCUACGAAAGCUUCUUCGCUGGCUGCAUCCCACUGAUUCUUUCGGAUCGCUAUGUCCUGCCCUUCCAGGAUCUCAUCGACUGGCCCUCCAUCAGCAUACGCUGGCCGCAGGAAGCAGUUUCUCUGGAGAUGUACAUGUACAUCAAGGACCUCGUCGGCAAGCGUCGCCCACUAGUGGAAGCCAUCAAGCAGCGGGUGGACGAACAUGCCUGUUGGUUUGACUUCUAUCGCUUUGACCGGGACUGCUCGCCAUAUCGCGGCGUGGUUCACGACCUGGAGCGGCGCCAUCAGAACAUGCCGAAGUGCCUUGAUAGUUUCGAUUCUGUUUGA
This is a messenger RNA of Symbiodinium necroappetens, 570 nucleotides long. NCBI's taxonomy places the organism in Eukaryota, Dinophyceae, Suessiales, Symbiodiniaceae. The record is from the annotation of a GenBank genome assembly.